CACUGCUAGUUGUAUCCUGCAGCCGCCAUGCCCAAAACAGUUGGAGUGAUAGGUGGGGGAGUAGCGGGUCUCGCGGCCAUUAAAACUUCCCUCGACGAAGGUCUGCUGCCCAUCUGUUUUGAGAAGUCGGACGGUAUUGGAGGACUGUGGAAUUACUCCCCUACUCCCCAAGAUGGCUACCCUAGUGUCUACAGUUCAUGCGUUAUCAACACCAGCAAGGAGAUGACAUGUUAUAGUGAUUUCCCCAUACCCAAAGAGUUUCCAAACUUCAUGCAUAGAUCUAACUUUCAAAAGUAUCUGGAGCUGUAUGCCAGCCAUUUCAAACUCCGCGAGUACAUCCAAUUCAAUCGACUUGUGGAGAAGGUUGAAAAGGGAGAUAACUUUGAAGAAACCGGAAGUUGGGUUAUCAUCAGUCGUGAUUUGCAGACAGGAAUGGUCGAAAGAGAGGCUGUGGACUUCGUGAUGGUAUGUCACGGGCACCUGACAGAACCCAACAUUCCACAUUUUGACGGAUUGAAAGAGUACAGUGGCCGGGUUCUACAUACUCAUGACUACAAAGACUUCCGUGGAUUCGAAAAUAAGCGAGUUCUGGUCGUUGGGAUUGGUAACUCCGGAAGUGACGUGGCUUGCGAUUUGAGUAGACAUGCAGAACACGCGUACAUCAGUACCCGCCGUGGAUGCUACACUAUACAGAGGGCGGGGGAGUUUGGCCAACCGUUUGACCAGGUCGCCAUCCAGCGUUGGGUACAAGGUAUUCCAGUAAGUCUGAUGCGCCCUAUACACUACCACAAAAUCAACUACCGCUACCGACACAGAGAUUACGGACUUUCCCCAAACUUCCGCUUUGACGCAGGAGUCUCAACCAUCAGUGACGAUCUGCCAAACAGAAUUCUCGUUGGAGCUAUUAGUAUAAAGUCCGACAUCAAAACCUUCACCCAAACUGGCGCCAUAUUUGAAGAUGGGUCGGAGGUGAAGGACAUCGACGUUGUCAUAUUGGCUACAGGGUAUAACUACAGCUUCCCAUUUCUUGAUACUUCGAUUGUGAAAAUGGAGGGACAUUUUUCCUACUUGUACAAACUUAUUUUCCCUCCAAAUAUUCGUCAAAACACCUUUGCAGUUGUUGGCUUGGUCCAACCCUUCGGAUCUCUUCCUCCCGUUCUUGAGAUCCAAGCACGAGUAGCAUCGAGAGUAUUCGCUGGUCGAGCAGAGUUACCUCCUCCUUCAGUUAUGCUUUCCGAGCUGGAAAAACGGAAGGCAUUCCUAAAAGCAAGGUACGUGGACUCCGCAAGAUACUCGCUUCAAGUGUAUUUCAUUCAAUACCAAGACGAAAUCGGUUCCCUCAUCGGCUGUAAACCUAAUCUCGGUCGGCUUUUCUUCACUGACCCAAAGCUCUGGUACAAGAUGGUGUUCGGACCCGCGGUUCCCCCUCAGUGGAGGCUGGAAGGUCCGGGGAAGUGGUCCGGAGCUCGGGACGCCAUCUUCUCUGUGCAUGAGAACACACUCUAUCCCAUGCAAACGAGGAAGUCUGGGCAGAAUGAAAGGGAUGGACUGUAUGACGGAUGGAUAAGUCUGCUGAAGAAGUUGUGUCUGUGUGUCCUGGCCCUUUUGUUCCUGAACUGGCUGUUCCGAAAUGGGCUGGUGACUCUUCUGGAGAAGUUAUAACUUGCCACAUGAUGUUUGCUGGCCUUCUCCGAGUCAUCUGAAGAAUCGGUAUGAUGUCAGUUCCGCACUGCCGUCACUAGACGUCAGCAUUUGUUUAUCGCUGUGACCAGAAUCUGUGUAGGUAUAUUCGAGAUGUAUUUACUGUUGUCCAACCUGUAGGGCAUCGUUAAACAAGAACGGUUAUAUUGAUUAUAGAUCGUAAUGAAUGUUUAGAAUAAUGUUUUCACAUUAAAUGUUCAAUUGACGGGAGGGGAAAUUCCAUCAUUACAUGAAUAAAAAUGGAAAUCGGCGUUCUCAACCACUUUCUUAACACUGA
Molecule: messenger RNA, 1978 nt
Organism: Haliotis rubra (blacklip abalone)
Lineage: Eukaryota; Metazoa; Mollusca; Gastropoda; Lepetellida; Haliotidae
Product: flavin-containing monooxygenase 5-like
Exons: 2
Coding region: 28-1662 (544 amino acids)
Molecular function (GO): N,N-dimethylaniline monooxygenase activity; NADP binding; flavin adenine dinucleotide binding
Source: RefSeq, a predicted model, not a curated record